UUAGACAUUAAUUUGAAUUAAUUAGACAGAAAUCUUACCAGAGGUGUGUUAUCUGUUUUACAUGUAUUGUUGCAGCAAAGGGGAGACCAAAUUAUAAUGUAACACUAAACCCACUCAGUGACUUUUAAGCAAGUCUUGUCAGACAAGUAAUCUUAUUUAAAUGGAAAGACACAAACAUGCUCAUGAAAAUGAACUCGCUGUGUGUAGACAUGCUGGAAUUCAAGUGCAGGCUGCAGGGCAGGUGGGUGUGCCUUGUUCAUUCAUAAAGUGGACUGAGGGGUAUACAUGUGUAUAUAAAAGCAGAAGCUGCAUCAGGAUCUCCCACAUUGUCAGCCGCUGCAGUCAUGACCCGCCCAACUAGUAGAGUCCAACUCCUUGCGCUCCUGCUAUUCCUGAGCAGGAGUUGCACCGCUUUCUCCAAUGACGCCACAGAGUCACUCAGUGCACAGCCGACCCACGCCACUCAGGACGAGCCACCUAAUGAAGAUACAAACCAAGCAAGGAAUGGUGGGAGACAGCAGUCUAAACUAGUCAAUAAUGGACCAGACCAAAGCCAGGUGGGCUGCAGGGAGUUGAGAUCAACCAAGUACAUUUCAGAUGGCCAGUGCACCAGCAUCAACCCCAUUAAAGAGCUGGUCUGCGCCGGGGAGUGUCUGCCGGCUCACCUGCUCCCCAACUGGAUCGGCGGGGGUUACACCGGGAGGUACUGGAGCCGGAGAGAGACCCAGGAGUGGCGCUGCGUCACUGACCGAACCCGGACCCAGCGCAUCUGGCUCCAGUGUCAGGACGGCAGCGCCAGGACCUACAAGAUAACAGUGGUGACCUCCUGCAAGUGCAAACGGUACUCCAGACUACAGAAUGACUCAGGACACAAGGACACUUCAGUCCACAGCGGCAAACAGAAGAGAAAACACAAGAUCAGGGAUCAACUCCCUGAGGAGUAAACCAGACUAAACUAAUGCAGCUACAAAAGAAAUCACCCUUCUCCAUUUUUAAGAUGUACAUUUAAUAAAUACGUGGGUGUAAGUGGUGCAGGUUUAGUCUACACACUUUUAUUAGUCUGGAUUCCCCUCAAAGUGACAUAGAGUGUAAAUGACUGUGUGUGUAUUUAGAUCAUACAGUAUGUGCUAGAUUAGUUUAAAAAAAAAAAAAUUGGUCUGAGAAAUAUAGUCCUGUAAUGAUAUAGAAACAGAAUGUCACUAAAUAGAACAUAGACCUCACUAAAAAAAUAAAAAAUAAAAAGAACAUUAGUAACACAUACAGUACCACAGUAGUAUAUUAUUAUUUCUUUGUCCAUACGUUCGUUAGUUAGCAGGCUUCUUGCUGGUGGUUCAUGGAGGAUACGGAACAGCCGGCCAGUGUCAUUAUAAAUCUGGGGCGUGGACUGCUUCAGUGAUGCCAUAUUGACUUAAUCGGCGAAAAUAUCCCACCUUUUAUUUCUAAAAGUAUUCUAGCUGAACGUAUAAAGCAAUAAUGCAUAACUUAAAGAUUGUCGUCUGAGAAAUACAUUUGUCAGCUGUUGUAAUUUUGCUUCUUGUAUGCUUGUAUUCCGAGUAAAUAGUGUGUAAUUUAUUUUUUAUACAUGAAGAACAUGUAAAGUGCCUUUCAUAAGUUUGUCUGAAAUAAAGAGUUGAAUAAGAAGUAGUAGUGUUUGUUAUAGAAUGCUGCAGGCAUACUGUACCAGCCAGACCUAACCCUAUAAACAGGAACAACCUAAUAACAGAGGCAUUAGUCGAGUGAUGAAACGCUCUUUUCACCAGAUGCCAUACUUUGUUUUGUGAAGGGAAUACCUUCACCUUCAGACUAGCGGAGCGGCUCAUUCCAGCUGCGGCAACAUGUUAAGAGACUUCAUUGUCUCGUGUAGCCUCUCA
This is a messenger RNA of Phyllopteryx taeniolatus (common seadragon), 1871 nucleotides long. RefSeq names its product sclerostin domain-containing protein 1-like. The transcript has 2 exons. The coding region runs from base 345 to 944 and encodes 199 amino acids. Gene Ontology annotation, molecular function: BMP binding. Lineage: Eukaryota; Metazoa; Chordata; Actinopteri; Syngnathiformes; Syngnathidae. The record is from RefSeq and is a predicted model, not a curated record. Gene Ontology annotation, biological process: negative regulation of Wnt signaling pathway; negative regulation of BMP signaling pathway.